Adineta ricciae is the source of this 1482-nucleotide messenger RNA. NCBI's taxonomy places the organism in Eukaryota, Metazoa, Rotifera, Eurotatoria, Adinetida, Adinetidae. The record is from the annotation of a GenBank genome assembly.
AUGGAUACAAAACGGCAAGAUUUGUCUCAGAAGAAUUUCAGUAAAUCUGGCCCAAGGCCACAUUCAUCAACACCGCUGUGGAAAAGAACUCGUUCCAAUUCAUUAAGCAAUGAACUAGACGGCGAAGAGAAACCGUCGAACGAUGGCACAACAACUCCACAACCUUCUCAAAAGCCUGAUGUCAAGGCAAUUCGAAGACAAUUUGAAAAUAUGAAACCUGUAGACAAACCUGUACCAUAUAAUUCGCAUAAACGAACAUCAAUUCCAGCACUACUGGGACCGCCUGUUCAGAAAACUCACCAUGCUCGCACACCGCCUCCUACAGCACCGCUAAACAACAUGUUACCGUUAGAAAACAAUCAAUCAUCAGUGUUCCACUUUCAUGUUUCUCAAAAUUCGAAAUCGCCAUCCCCUCCACCACCACCCGUGCCACCACGAAACGGAACAAAAGAAUCUUUAAUACAAAAAACUCUUGUAUUGAGCAUGAAAAACGUUCUGAACAAUAGGACAAAUUCCUCGUCAGUAGAAGAAUCCGAGAGUGCACCGUCGCCAACACCUAAUACCAAUGAUUCCUCCGCCAUGUCAAAAGACAAUCCUACGAAAACACGAGAUUCAGUACAGCACAUACGUGCAAUUUUCGAAAACACUCAACAUUUUUAUCUACCGGGAACAGGUAAAACUGAUAAUACGGCGUCCAAUAAACCCCCAUCGUCUAGCGCCUCUCAAAAUCCUCAUGAACCCCCGCCACGUCCUGCACCACGUCCCGAGGUGUAUCUUAAAUCACAAGUGAAUUCUUGGCAUUCCAUGCCCUCGUUUGAUCCUGCUGAUAGUGCAACAGGCGAGUCCAGUAUUUCAUCCAAUCAAAAUUUAAGUCGUCGUACAUCAUCCGAGAGUUCAUUUACAGACGAAGAAGCUGAAUUUGAUGCUCAACGAGUUAAACUUCGUAAAUGUAUAGAAGAAGUUCAUGCAACAGAAAAAACCUAUGUAAAUAUUUUAUAUAUUUUAUCCGUUAAACUUUCGGCUGAGGUUAAAAAUACAUGUAACAGAGAUGAUGAUGCGAUUUUGAAAUUUAACUCAACAUAUAAACCAUUACUUGGAACAAUCCAACAAAUUUACAAACUUCAUAACGAACUUAUUCUUCCCGAAAUCGAAGAAUAUAUUUCCGGACAACGAACCGGUAAUAUGUGGUCAAUCUUCGAAAAGAAUUUCAAAGUUAUUGAAGUGUUAUAUAAACACUACUAUGUCACAUAUUACGAUACCCAAGGUAAAUUAGAUGAAUUAUGUCGAACGUCGUCUCUAAUUAAUGAAGCAAUGCUUAAAUGUCAAGUUCUUUUGGGUAAUUUGUAUCCAAUCACUCAACUUAAUUGUCCUAAUCAACGUUUACUUCGAUAUAUCCUCUGCUUGAAGACAUAUAUCAAACAUUUACAUGUCAAUUCGGAUGAAUAUAGGUAUUCACGNACUCUUCUGAUUAUAAUCAAGUAG